GUAAGUUGGCCAAUUGUGAUAUCCUUUUUUUUGUUUAUCUCUGAUGCCAGUUUGGCCACUUGCAAUCUGCGUGCGUGACCAUAGAAAUGUCAUCCUUGGCUGCAGCAUUUUUGGUGGUGUUCCUGAUCCUACUCUAUGGAUGCUGUAACUGCAAGCCAAUGGAUGCUGAACUGUGUUCUGGUCGGUGCGGGAUUCAUAACAUAAGCCAUCCUUUCAGGCUGAAAGACAGUCCAGACAAGUGUGGUGAUCCGAGGUACAACCUAUCCUGCGAGGACAGCCAAUUGAUGCUGUAUUUGGGAUUAGGAAAAUACUAUGUAAAGUCCAUUAAUUACCACAACCUCACAAUACGACUAGUGGAUGUGGGUGUCAAUCAUGGUUACUCCUCCCUCCCUCGUUACUCUCUAACCUCCUACAAUUUCAGCUCUCAUACGCCAUAUCGAGUGUUUAUUGAUUCGUACAGAGAUAGAUUGGGAAAGCUUAUGUUAUAUCUUAGCUGCCCAAAUCCUCCGGUGGGUUCUUCUGAUGUGUAUGUUGAUGACGCUGCAAGCUGCAUGAAUAGUUCCUAUGAAGUUGGGAGCACUUUCUAUGUGAAUGUUGAUGGCAAAUCUCUAUGGGAUUUGGGGCUGAGAGACUCGUGUCGCUUGGAGUUAAUGUAUCUGACAUCAUGGCCUGCUCAAAUCAAUAACCGCAACAUUUCAUGCAGAGACAUCCAUGAUACGCUGCUUUAUGGCUUCGAACUUUCUUGGCUUCAUAGUCCCUGUAAAGAUCGUCAGUAUUUCAAGCACUACAGUGGUUGUGUAUUAGGCAGGUCAAAUUUAUUGCAGCUGCUCCAAAUAUGCCUAAUGGGUUCUAUAGCAGCUUUGGAAGUUUUGUUCUUAUAUUGUGUUGCUAAAUGUGUACUUGGAUCUCCAUUCGUCAUUGUCUUAUUGAUCCGUAAAUGGCGACGGAGGCAUUUAUCUAUGUAUGACACCAUUGAAGAUUUUCUACGAAGUGAUAAUAAUAUCAUGCCUAUAAGGUACUCUUACAAAGACAUCAAGAAGAUAACAGAACGAUUCAAGACAAAGUUAGGGAAUGGAGGUUAUGGCUCUGUCUUCAAAGGACAACUUCGAAGUGGCCGUUUAGUGGCCGUCAAGAUAUUGGAUAAAGCCAAAGCCAGUGGUCAAGAUUUCAUCAAUGAAGUUGCUACCAUUGGUAGGAUUCACCAUGUCAACGUUGUGCAACUCAUUGGUUUUUGUGUUGAGGGAUCAAAGCGUGCUCUUAUAUACGAAUUCAUGCCAAAUGGGUCUCUCGAAAAAUACAUUUUUUCUCAUGAAGAGAGUUCUUUCUUAAGUUGUGAAAAAUUGUUUGCCAUUUCUCUUGGAGUGGCUCGUGGCAUUGAAUAUAUGCAUAAUGGGUGCAACAUGAAAAUUCUACACUUUGAUAUCAAGCCUCAUAACAUCCUUCUUGAUGAGAAUUUCAAUCCAAAAGUUUCUGAUUUUGGACUUGCAAGACUUUAUCCUACAGAUAGUAGUAUUGUGUCUUUGACUGCAGCAAGAGGAACCUUAGGAUACAUGGCACCUGAGCUCUUCUACAGAAAUGUUGGCACUGUGUCAUACAAAGCUGAUGUCUAUAGCUUUGGGAUGUUGUUAAUGGAGAUGGCUGGUAGAAGGAAGAAUUGGAAUGAAUAUUUGGCUGAGGAUUCAAGCCUAAAUUACUUCCCUUACUGGGUUUAUGAUCGGUUACAUGAUGGAAGAGAAUUUACAAUUGAAAAUGACACAGAUGAGGAGAUGAAAUUGGCAAAAAAAAUGUUCAUUGUAGCAUUGUGGUGUAUACAGACAAGCCCUAGCGAUCGUCCUCCGAUGGAUAAAGUGUUAGAGAUGCUCAAAGAAGAUGAGGAAUUACAAAUGCCGAGUAAGGCUCCUUAUCUACAUCCAGAAGAUCUACCAGCAAAGGAUGCUAGAGGUCAUAGCAGCUCAAUGCCAUCCUCUGAGAUAUCAAUAAGUGGUUCCAAUGAGUCAAUCUGAUCUCACAUCAUCUGAAUCAAGCUAGUAGCCUUGUAGUUAUAGCCUAAGGUAUAUGUUAUGUUGAAGUACAAAUCAAUUACUGUAUUGAUUGAUUGAAUAAGAAAUUGGCUUCAAUUUAUGAAGUCCUC
Gastrolobium bilobum is the source of this 2131-nucleotide messenger RNA. RefSeq names its product rust resistance kinase Lr10-like. Gene Ontology annotation, molecular function: protein kinase activity; ATP binding; polysaccharide binding. The transcript is spliced from 3 exons. Lineage: Eukaryota; Viridiplantae; Streptophyta; Magnoliopsida; Fabales; Fabaceae. Gene Ontology annotation, biological process: protein phosphorylation. The record is from RefSeq and is a predicted model, not a curated record. The coding region runs from base 87 to 2003 and encodes 638 amino acids.